AUGUCCAGGCGUACAGGUCGAGCGGUGGUGGAGUCAAGUUCGGAGGAGUCGGAGGAAAGUAGUUCAGAGGAGGAAGUGGACAAUGACAUAAUGGAAGAAAUCAAUGACAUGGGGGAGAAUCAGAGGACAUUGCGCCACAACGACGAUACGCCAGGUCCAUCACCACCUUCUCCCAACCCAGUCACACAAGUCUCAUGGAACUGGAUUGCUGGUGGUGAUAAUGUCAACCUUGAGCCCUUUGAUGAUUCGCAAUCUGGGUGGCAGUUGGAAUUUGACGCGUCCACUACGGAAUUCGACUUUUUCCAGGCAACCUUCCCUGCCAACGCCAUUGAACUGAUCACCAGUGGGUUCAACAACUUUGCUGAUGCAACAAUUUCCAGCAGCAAUUCCUUAUCCCGUCGUCAACGCAAGUGGUGCCCGGUUCAGAGUAGAGAGAUUAUUCGAUAUUUAUCUAUUCGCAUUUUGAUGGGGAUCGACCGUAAACCUGAAUACGCUCACUAUUGGUCAAAGGAUCCACUUCUAAAGUCACUUGUCAUCCCUCAGAUAAUGACUUCGGACCGAUUUUUUGAAAUGCACCGCUAUCUACAUUUUUCUGAAAAUAAUGCUCAACAACCAGGGGAUCAACUUCAAAAAAUUAGAGCUUUAUGGAACAUUUUUAUGAAAACGUUUUCUGAAAUAUUGAUUCCGUAUAAGAAUAUGUCCAUUGACGAAUCUCUCAUCAAAUUCAAAGGUCGACUGAGCUAG
Folsomia candida is the source of this 744-nucleotide messenger RNA. RefSeq names its product piggyBac transposable element-derived protein 4. NCBI's taxonomy places the organism in Eukaryota, Metazoa, Arthropoda, Collembola, Entomobryomorpha, Isotomidae. The transcript has 2 exons. The record is from RefSeq and is a predicted model, not a curated record. The coding region runs from base 1 to 744 and encodes 247 amino acids.